Molecule: messenger RNA, 3304 nt
Organism: Sceloporus undulatus (fence lizard)
Lineage: Eukaryota; Metazoa; Chordata; Lepidosauria; Squamata; Phrynosomatidae
Gene: SLC13A4
Product: solute carrier family 13 member 4
Biological process (GO): monoatomic anion transmembrane transport
Cellular component (GO): membrane
Molecular function (GO): transmembrane transporter activity
Source: RefSeq, a predicted model, not a curated record
CUCAGGUUUUUAUCUUGAGAUGCAAAGUAAUCUUUGUAAGAAUUGCUGCUCUGUAAGUUUCCUAGCAGAGGAAGGGGGGGUUAGAUAAUCUCUAAGCAGUUAAGAAAUAUUACAGGAAAGAAUGCAGAAAUGAGAAGCAGAAGAAACACUUUUUGAAUGUUCUGAAUUUUGUUUAGUAGUUUAAUUUGUGUUUAAGUGGGCUACUAACACAAACUGGGGCAUACCCAAAAGUGGGCAACUACUUUAAAGUAGUGAUUCCCUAUGCAUGGUUUGUAGCUUUAAAAACAACAACAUUAUGACAGAAAGAAGAAAGACCAUAGGAAUGUGGAGUCAGCCUGGUGAUUUCCUUACUUGUAACCAAGCAGGAGAACAUUAUGUUCUUCAGGUGCCUACAGUGUGAUGGUCAAGAAGAUGUGCUAGUCAGCCCUACCUAAAAGGUGUACUCACAUCAAUGCAUUCAAUAAGGCUUCCUUAAAGGAGAGAAAAAGAAAAAAAGCAGUGAAGAAGUCUUAGGUGGAAAGAAGGAAACCAUUGGUCAGGGACUGGAAGACUCCAUUCGGAAAUAUCCAUUGGGACAUCAAGGAAUUAACAGCAGGUGGAGCAGGAUGACAAUAGUGAAGGAGCUACUCCGGGCCAGGAACCUGCUCUUGGUUAUCCUAAUUCCACUCUUGAUGCUUCCUUUGCCACUCUUGUACCCCACUAGUGAAGCAUCAUGUGCAUAUGUGCUGAUUGUGACGGCUGUGUACUGGGUUUCAGAAGCAGUGCCACUUGGGGCAGCAGCUCUCGUUCCUGCUUUCCUCUAUCCACUGUUUGGAGUCAUGAAGUCCAGCGAGGUGGCUGGAGAAUACAUCAAGAACACCACUCUGCUCCUCAUUGGAGUAAUUUGCGUGGCAGCCUCGGUCGAAAAGUGGAACCUCCACAAACGGAUCGCCUUGCGCAUGGUGAUGAUGGCAGGAGCAAAACCUGGCAUGCUCCUCCUUUGCUUUAUGUGCUGUACCACUAUCUUGUCCAUGUGGCUUUCCAACACAUCUACUACAGCCAUGGUGAUGCCCAUUGUAGAAGCAGUGUUGCAGGAACUUGUGGAUGCUGAGGAGGAUCAGGAGGUGAAUGGUACCACAGGCAACACCAUCCUGGAAGAGAAAGAGACAAUAAGUCUCAGUGACAAAUGUGGGCAAGCAUCACUGGAGCUCAUUUUCAUCAACGAGGAUGCUACAACUGCUGACUUCAGCUCUCUGAUGCAUUCCAAGAAUAUGAAUGGUGUACAUAUGAUAGCCAACACAAUUGGAACAGUGACUUCCAAAACCAAUGGGCAGCAUCGGACCCAGGCACAGAUCCUUGUCCUGCCACCUCAGCCUCAGAAUUUGGACCUAAGAAGUAAACACCAGUACCCAUCCAAGCAUGAUCAUAUGGUCUGCAAGUGCCUCUCACUGAGUAUUUCCUACGCAGCAACCAUUGGGGGGCUCACAACCAUCAUAGGUACUUCCACUAACCUCAUCUUCCUGGAGUAUUUCAACAACCAUUACCCCAAUGCUGACGUGGUAAAUUUUGGAACCUGGUUUUUAUUCAGCUUACCCAUCUCCCUUAUCAUGUUGGUGCUAACUUGGUUCUGGAUGCACUGGCUUUUCCUGGGUUGCAAUUUUAAAGAGACUUGUUCAAUAAGUAAGAAGAAGAAGACCAAACGCGAAGAGAUGUCCGAGAAGAGAAUCCAAGAAGAAUACGAGAAACUAGGAAAUAUAAGUUAUCCUGAGAUGGUGACAGCAUUCUUUUUCAUCUUGAUGACUUUGCUCUGGUUUACAAGAGAGCCCGGAUUUGUACCAGGCUGGUCAUCUUUCUUUGAAAAGAAAGGAUACCGGACUGAUGCCACAGUCUCUGUUUUCCUUGGUUUUCUCCUCUUCAUGAUUCCAUCAAGGAAGCCAUGCUUUGGAAAGAAAAACAAAGGAGAUGUUACAAAUUCUACCGACAUUAACCCAGGGGAGCCAAUCAUCACCUGGAAAGACUUUGAGAAAACAAUGCCAUGGGAGAUUGUAGUCCUGGUGGGGGGAGGUUAUGCUUUAGCAGCUGGAUGCAAGACAUCAGGUCUUUCCACAUGGAUUGGGCGGCAAAUGUUAUCUCUGAGUAGCCUUCCUUCUUGGGCUGUCAGCCUGCUGGCCUGCCUCUUGGUUUCUGUAGUAACAGAGUUUGUUAGCAAUCCAGCCACCAUAACAAUCUUCUUGCCUAUUUUAUGCAGUAUGUCAGAAACCCUGCAAAUCAACCCUCUGUACACCCUGAUCCCUGUCACUAUGUGCAUCUCUUUUGCAGUGAUGUUACCAGUGGGCAAUCCCCCAAAUGCCAUUGUCUUCAAUUAUGGCCACUGUCGGAUAAAAGAUAUGAUUAAAGCUGGCUUUGGAGUCAAUCUGAUUGGUCUAGUAGUUGUGACACUGGCAAUAAAUACUUGGGGAAUUAAACUCUUCCAGCUAAAUAAGUUUCCAGAUUGGGCAAUAGUCGGCAACAACACUGGCCCACUGUAGGCAGAACCAUCAAGCUCUGCUAUAUUAUAGCAGAUGGAGCAAUACAUUUGCACAUAUAUUAAGAAAGGAAGACACUUGAGUAUAUAUUAUUCCAGUAACUAGAACUAAAUAAGAAAUAACUCUUAUCUGAGGUCCUCCCAAGGAUCAUCAUCUCUCUACCAUCCAGUGUUCUCCUGAUCUUUCAAGACUGCAAUAGAACAGAUUUGCUUCAGUUUCCCCCCCACUUUCUAGCCCUUUUACAUUACUUCCACAGAAAAACCAUUUUUCCUCUCUGUAGAAUAUUUAACUCAUCUUCCUUUUACUUAUAUGUAAUUCAUAGUAAUAUUCUUACACUUAAAGUUUGUUUUCAAGACUACUCCUGUAUAUUUGUGAGAGAGGGUGCAUUUGUGUGUGUAUGUGUGUGUACAUACAUUGUUUAAAAUGUAGAAAAUUGUAUAUGUAUAAUAUAAAUUGUAUAUUAGUUAUCUACUAAGGAGAAGGAACCAUUAGUUCAUUCAUUUGUUCUAAGGAAGAGGAAUGGCUGUAUCAUGGUCAUGUGUGUGUGUCAAGAUAAACACCCGUUCAGAUAGGAUCCUACUCCCUACAUAAAAUUGUACAAGUCAUGAAAUCAUAAAUGUUUCUAUUUUAAUUCUGAAAUUACAUUUUGUGUAUUUUUGAAGUCAUAUCCUAGUAUUUUGGGGGCUUCCAUUUAUAGACCCUAAUACACACCCCACCCAACCCCCAUUUUGGUUGAACAUAAGAUCCAGAGUGAACAAGACUAUUUUGUAACUUUUUGUUUGGUCCUAAUAAAGAUAUUA